Zingiber officinale is the source of this 2912-nucleotide messenger RNA. Its product is annotated as pentatricopeptide repeat-containing protein At4g02750-like. Gene Ontology annotation, biological process: RNA modification. NCBI's taxonomy places the organism in Eukaryota, Viridiplantae, Streptophyta, Magnoliopsida, Zingiberales, Zingiberaceae. The coding region runs from base 16 to 2316 and encodes 766 amino acids. Gene Ontology annotation, molecular function: zinc ion binding; RNA binding; protein binding. The record is from RefSeq and is a predicted model, not a curated record. The transcript is spliced from 2 exons.
GUUCGAAGCAACCAGAUGUUCUGCUGCUCGAAGAUAUUCCCCCGACGCUUCUUCUACACCGGCGUCGCCGCCUCCGCCCAGUCAUUUCCCUCAGACCCCACCAGUCGUCCCAGCGCCAGCUUUCUCAAGAAUGCAGCUUCUCCGGCGUCCGAUGCCGACGUCGUGCGAUGGAACAAAACCAUCACCGCCCACAUGCGCCACGGCCGCGUCGCCGCCGCCGCCGCCCUCUUCCACCGCAUGCGCCGCCGAACCAUCGUCUCCUGGAACGUCAUGCUCUCCGGCUACCUCUCCAACGGGUGCUUCCCCCUAGCAGUCCGCCUCUUCGAGUCCAUGCCCCGCCACGAUAUCGUCUCCUUCAACAUGAUGAUCCACGGCCACGUCCUCAACCAGGACCUCGCCUCCGCCCGGCGCCUCUUUGAUCGGAUGCCUCUCAAGGACACCGUAACCUGGAACACCAUGAUCUCCGCCUACGCCUGGAACGGCCUCGUCGAGGAGGCCCGCGACAUCUUCGAGCGGACUCCGGACAAGAAUUCCAUCACCUGGAAUGGCGUCCUCGCCGCCUACGUGCAGAACGGCCUCUUGGAGGCAGCGCAGCGGCUCUUCGAUUCCAAUUCCAACUGGGAUACGAUCUCCUGGAACGCCAUGAUCGCUUGUUAUGUACGCAGAAGACGACUUCCCGAAGCGCAGCAGCUCUUCGAUCGGAUGCCGAAGAGAGACAUCGUCUCCUGGAACACCUUGAUCUCCGGCUACGCCCAGAACGGGGACAUGGCCGUUGCAAGGAGCCUCUUUGACGAGUCCCCUUCUCUCGAUGUCUUCAGUUGGACCGCCAUGGUUUCCGGGUACGCACAGAACGGGAUGCUGGAGGAGGCGAGGAAGGUGUUCGACGAAAUGCCUUACAGAAACACUGUAUCAUGGAACGCCAUGAUUGCAGGAUACGUGCAGAGACAGAAGAUGGACGAUGCAACGGAACUGUUUGAACAAAUGCCGUGUAAGAAUGUGAACACCUGGAACACCAUGAUCACAGGACACGCUCAAUGUGGAAUGAUCGACCAGGCACGACGGAUGUUCGACGAAAUGCCACAUAGGGAUGCAGUCUCAUGGUCUGCCAUGAUUGCUGCUUACUCUCACGGUGGGUUCAGUGAGGAGGCUUUGCAGAUGUUCGUCAGGAUGGGAAGGCACCGCAAUAGGAUCAAUCGAUCCUCGUUUACUUGUAUCUUGAGCACAAUUGCCGAUAUCGCAAUGUUGGAGUGCGGGAAGCAGGUGCAUGGGAGGCUUAUCAAGGCUGGAUAUGUAAUGGGCUGCUUUGUAGGGAAUGCCCUCCUUGCUAUGUAUAGCAAAUGUGGUAGAGUAGACCAGGCACAUAAGGCAUUCGAGGAAAUGACGGAGAAGGAUGUGGUCUCCUGGAACACCAUGAUUUCUGGUUAUGCUCGCCACGGCUAUGGAAACGAUGCACUGAAAGUCUUCGACGCAAUGAGAAUGACAGAUACACAUCCAAAUGAUGUUACCAUGGUCGGGGUGUUGUCGGCUUGUAGUCACGCUGGGUUGGUCGAUAUCGGCAUCAACUAUUUUCAUACUAUGCAUAGGGUUUUUGGUGUGAUGGUAAAGGCUGCACACUAUACCUGCAUGAUAGAUCUUCUCGGUAGAGCGGGAAGGCUUGAUGAUGCUCAAGAUCUUAUGCGAGACAUGCCGUUUGAACCGGAUGCGACUAUGUGGGGUGCCUUAUUGGGUGCAAGCAGGAUCCAUCGGAACACUGAAUUGGCAGAGAAGGCAGCAAAAAGGAUAUUCGAGUUGGAACCCGAAAAUUCAGGAAUGUAUGUGCUCCUUUCGAAUUUGUACGCGACAUCUGGUAAAUGGAAUGAUGUCGAUAAGAUGAGAGUGAUGAUGCGGGAUAGGGGCGUCACGAAGGUUCCUGGGUUUAGUUGGAUCGAGGCAAACAACAAAAUCCAUACGUUUUCUGUGGGGGACAUGAUACAUCCUGAAAAGGAAAAGAUCUAUGCUUUUCUUGAAGAAUUGGACAUGAAGAUGAAAAAACAGGGCCAUGUAUCUGCUACUGAAAUGGUAUUGCUUGAUGUGGAAGAGGAAGAGAAAGAGCACAUGCUUAAGUAUCACAGUGAGAAGCUUGCGGUUGCUUUUGGAAUCCUAAGUAUACCACCCGGAAGGCCGAUUCAAGUAAUCAAGAACCUAAGAGUAUGCCAAGAUUGUCAUAGUGCUAUUAAGUUUAUAUCUGCGAUCGAGAACAGGUUGGUGAUUUUGCGAGACUCCAACCGAUUUCACCAUUUCAGUGGUGGCUCAUGUUCAUGUGGGGAUUACUGGUGAGAUCAAUCAGCAAAUGACUAGAUUAUCAAUGCAGUGGAUAACAAUGAUGAGGAGUAAUGUUGCUGUAGAAUGCAUUUUUUUCGUCAGCAGCAACCAAGUCAUUAGAAAACAUCUAGUUCAUCUUCAAUCAAGAUGGACAGCAAAUGACACUUCAAUGCUGUGGCACAGGAACACACUAUACAACAUUUGAAGGGGAUUUGUGUUUUCGAUAACUUAUGGGGCCAUGAUUUAUAGGAAUCAAGAAACACUUACUUUAAAGAGAUCAGGAUCAACCCACACUACCUUUACUGACGGCAGAUAGUAUGUAUGAGAAAAUAUCAUUGCAUCAAAAUAGCUCUUCAAUCUUGUAGAGGGCCACCGAACCCGACACUCAGAUAGAUUACAGGAGCUCAUGAACAGAAACAAAUCAAGUUAAUGUGCCACGACAAGUGAUUGCUAGUUCAGUUUAGUAGAAUUCAGAUCUUCAAAUCAAAUCUCGCUUUCCUUGUGGUAAUAGGGUUUGUCCUUCCUUUCUCUAGAAAAUAAUUAGUAUGUUACCUAUUUGUCAGCAGCACUAGAUUGAGUUUAUUUAUUUGAUUGUUACUUAAUAUACUUAU